GAAUCGCUGGCGUCAUGCACAUGUUUGUAAAUUGUUUCAAUUUUUCAAAUUUUAUUUCGUGAAGUUUCAUCGAUUUUUUGCGUGUUCUUUUAAUUUUUUGGGGAGAUUUUUAAAGUAAUAUAAUGGAUGUUUUCCCAUCUGAAGUGUACCCGUCUAUCGACGCGAUCGACCAUUCCCCAGGUAUUUAAAACCAUCCAUUUUACUUUAUGACGUUUUGUCUUUUGAACAUACUAUUAAUAUCAUAUAGAGUUUACAACACAUGAAAUAUGCCUUAUGACUGUGGUAUCAUUCAUAACUUGGGUAAAUUAGAUCGAAUUAACUCCAAGCUGAAAAAUAGCUUGGCCAUGGUGGGACUCGAACCCACAACCUUUAGUUUGCAAUCUCAUUGCUCGACCAAGCAAGCUACAAGGUCAGGUGGUUUGAGUAGAUGAUAUUUUUGAAACUCAGUCUAGUGGCAUUGACCACCUCACAGAUGUUAGGUGUGGUGUUAUCAAUGAAUGUGACAUCCGGUUUUGUAAUCUUUUAACAACACCCUAACAGUCAUUCUAAACCGUCACCCACAACAAACUACCACAAGGUGGUCAAACCAUAGCAUAGUUAGCAUCAUUGUUUGUGCAUCCUUUCGAUUAGGACAGAGAAUGUGAAAGUCAAAAAGAACAAAUUAAAAAAAUACCUUUUCUCACACUAGAUGGCAAGCUCGCAAUUGGGUCGUCAAAACUGACAGGUCGUUACUGGAACGGUUCGUUAUGGUUGUUCAAGACGCCCGACCAAGCGCCGGACAGUAUAUACGCACCCGAUAACAAACACUGCAGCUGUUGUGCUUCAACAGACGCCGGUUGCACGGACCUUACCUGGCUUGACGAGAAACGCUUGGCGUUUGCGUCGGAUAAUGGUAUCAUCGAGAUCUGGUCUACAGGAGAAAGCUUUAAUGAAGUCGAGAUAUUGGCCAAUUUAACAGGACAUGAUGAUAUUGUGCAAAGCAUUUCGGUUAAUUGUGACAGAGUUAAAAUUGUUAGCGGUAGCUUGGAUAUGAGGUUAGUGAAAUGUGAUGAUGAUGGUGGUAACGAUGAUGGUGGUGACGAUGAUGAUGAUGGUGAUGAUGAUGGUGACGAUGGUGAUGAUGGUGGUGGUGGUGAUGAUGAUGAUGGUGAUGGUGACGAUGAUGAUGGUGAUGAUGAUGGUGGUGAUGAUGAUGGUGGUGAUGAUGAUGACGUUCAUCUGAUGGUGGUGAUGAUGGUGGUGAUGAUGAUGAUGGUUGUGAUGAUGAUAAUGGUGGUAAACUGGUGAUAAUGGUUAAUGGCAUGGCAAUCGGGGUCAUUCCAAAUUGAUGCUUUCAUCAUUACCAUAAAAUCUUCCUCGUUGUUUUGCAGCAUUAGAGUUUGGGAUCUUGAAAGGGAAGCUUGUACAGACACAUUUCAAGGUACAGAUGCAGGACUAUAAUAGGAUCAAAGACCUGUUUCACUUGAGUGUAUUUUACAAUUCAUGAUUUGAGUAUAAAUUCAUGUUAUUUUAUCAGGUCAUUCUGAUGCUGUACAUGGAGUGUGUUUCAGGCAAGAAGAAAAAGAAAUCUUUGCAUCUGCCUCAGAGGUUAGCAAUGUUAGAUUGACUUCGAGUCAACAGUUUGUAUUGGUAUUAAACUGGAUUUAUGUAUUUGUUCAGGAUGGUAGCAUUAUUUUGUGGGAUCUUAGAAAUGACAAACCAGCAAGACGGUUGUUAAGUAAGUAUACCAAAAUAACUAGUAUAAUUUGAGUGUAAGUUCAGUGUGCAAGACUCAAUCUGUCCCUUGACAAGUAAAAUUGUCUGGCAUCAGACAAGUAAAGUAAUAAAGACUGGUGCAUCGGGCGCAGAGCUUAAUAAUGGUUAAUCUUAAUGGCAUCAUUGCGAAGAGUUCUUUGUGUAGUAAUAGAUAAAAGAGUGUAUAGUUAUAAUUUGUUUCAUUCAUUUAGACUCGAGCCAUCAUUCAGCUGCUCCUCUAUGUCUGGCCUGGGAUCAAACUGGAAAAUAUUUAGCAAUAGGUGAGGAAUGAUGCCUUGAAGCUCCAUGAACGAUUGUCUUGAUGGACUACAUGUCCGCUUACAGCAUUUAUACACAGAUAAACCACCAGACAAGCUAUAUAUUCUUUACAAGUUCAUACAGAUGAAUCACCUAAGUACAUUUUUGUUUUGCAUUUAUACACUCAGACAUAUUGUCAAAAGUUGGUCAGGAUGGAUCAUUCAUCUCCAUUGCAAAUAAUAGAAUAUUAUGAAUACAAACUAGAUCUGUCAAAUUUGGGAGGUUUAACAUUUGGUAUUUUUCUCCUAGGCUAUAAAGAUGGCAGUAUUUCAUGUUACGAUUUAAGGAAUAUCGAUCAACCAGUAUUCAAGCGGAAACCUCACUGUCGAGAUGUCAAUGCCGUAGCAUUCUGCCCAAAAAGGUACAUACAGAUUGGGCAGGGCGCGAAAUAACGGCUGGAGGGGUGCCGGUCAAGGUGACCGGCCAACUCAAUUUUAGCUCGGACAUACCGUAUUUCUGGCCGGUCAAAUUAUUCAGCUUAAAGCAAAGCCUAGUAAAGUAUAUCCCUAAAAAUGUGACCAUUUUCCCGUAUAGCAUUACAAAAAGCCUUACUGUAAUCAGUAAUUAAAAAGUCCUUCACAUAAAACAACUUGCACUGCGCUAACUAAUAAUUAACUCUUAAGCCAAAAGCAUGGCCAUGGGCUUUAAUUGUGACGUACUGCGUGGGAAAACUGGCGUACAUUGCAUUUAUUUUCCCGCAAGAUAUUGGACAACAUGUUAUGGUUCUUAAUUAUAAUGCUUGACAACUUUGUUUUGAUUAUUAAUUCAAAUGAAGAUUAGUUGUUUGUUCUUUUACCAAAAGUAAUCGGUCAAAAUGACCGGCAAGGUAAGAAUUUGACUGGACAAUUCCGCAUUCUGGCCGGACAUUGUCCGUUGAUCGGCCGUUAUUUCGCGCCCUAAUUGGGUAGAAUUUCUAUUAGAGAUUAAUUAAUACUCGCCAAUAAUCUUGUUCACACAAAUUUUGCAUUGAGUUUCAUGUUAGACCGUCUAGUAUUGUGGCCUUGCACUAAUUUAUGUGGUGGCAAGUAGAAUUGGAAGAUAUAGUUUAAUUUUCUUGUUUAGGCCAUCGUGGUUGGCGUCUGUAUCCAAUGACUGCAUUGUGAACAUUUUAGAUCUUAAUGCUAACCAAUCAUGGUAAGAAAUUACUGUUCAUUACAUCAUAUCAGGGCUUGCAAUAACAGCCGAUCAAUGAUUGGCAAGAAAUUGUUUAUGAUCAAUGGAAAAGCAGGAUUUUCAAUCAGAGAAAGCAGGGAAAGUCAUUACUGCUGAUCACCAUGAUUGGGAACUUUGGGGACGUUAUUUCAAGCCCUGUCAUAUUAACCCAUCGAGUGCCGGUGCUCUCAAUUGUCUGGCAUUAGACAGAGUGCAAUUUAUAAUAAAGUAGGGCACAUUGGGGCACAAUACAACUUAAUGGGAUUAAAGCUCGAGAUAUGUUUGUCUAGUAUUAGUGUAAAAUGAUGCAAAUAUGCUUGAUGCAUUGUGAAGCUUCAUGUUUUAUGGGAUUUCUAUCUCGAUUUGUUUAGCUAUCAAAAUAAUGACCAUAAAGAUUUUGUUCGUGAUUUGUCAUGGAGUCCCGUCGACGGCUGCUUACGAACAUGUGGCUGGGACACGCAGAUCAUACGACAUACCACAACCAUGAUAGAGGAGGGAAUGGAUGCUAAAGUAAACAAAACUGUCGCCUUGGAAACAAGUGUAAUCGCAAGAGUCGGAUGUAACGGUGUCAUCUCAACAGUGAAUAAGUCAAAUUUGAUAGAAUAGUCUAUGGUAUACAUACAAAAAAAUGUAAAAUAUAAAUAGUAUUUUCAUGCAUGAUUGUGUGAAGGUAUAAAAAAUUCUGAACUGCUUUUCUUAUAGUUGAAAGUGUCUUGUGUAAAUAACAUACCAUAACACUAACUCUUGUUAACAGUAAUGAAUUCUGUUGACUGUUAACCACCUCUAACAUAACCAGCUUAUUAAUGAAAAGUGAAAGAUUUGCUACCUAAGUUUACACUAUGCUCAAUCUUGCUACCCGUUCCACAUUGUUAUCUGUGCUCGGACUACCUAUUUACAAAGGCCGAGCAUGGAUAAAUUUGGUACAGGUACCGUACUAGUUUUAUUUGUACCAUACCGAAAAUUGAGCAUGGUGUAAACAGGCCCCUAGUGAACAAAAUCCUUGGUGACUACUGUAAAAUAUUUUUAUUUGUAGACAAUUCAUCUUAAUUUCGAAAUACAUUGAUGAAACGCUCCUAAAUGACAUAAUGUGAUGUCAACUUUUGCAUUGAAUUUUUCUCUAAAUAUUAGUUUGUUCAAGAAGCUUUAUUCUACUGUCAUACACUCUGACUCACUUUAUCUAGUUUAUGAUUACCACCUUUUAUUUGGUAUAAUACAUGGAGCAGCAUUUAGGCAGAGUUAGCAGACUUGAAAGCCAAAAUGAUUAAAACCAUGAUGGACAUUGAUAAUUUGACUUUGAAACAAAUCUAUUUCACAGUUCUUGAAGACCCCCUUGUCCAGAUAUUUUCUGGUCUUAAACAUAAAACUUUAAAAAGUUAGACCUGACUGCAUAGCAUACUACUUUACAGAGACGUGGGAUUUACCACAAUUUUGUUGAUCCGCAGCACACUCAGGGCUUGUCGAUGGCCU
This is a messenger RNA of Paramuricea clavata, 4671 nucleotides long. Lineage: Eukaryota; Metazoa; Cnidaria; Anthozoa; Malacalcyonacea; Plexauridae. The record is from the annotation of a GenBank genome assembly.